This is a messenger RNA of Ramularia collo-cygni, 444 nucleotides long. RefSeq lists its product as uncharacterized. Lineage: Eukaryota; Fungi; Ascomycota; Dothideomycetes; Mycosphaerellales; Mycosphaerellaceae. The transcript has a single exon. The record is from RefSeq and is a predicted model, not a curated record. Bases 1 to 444 code for a protein of 147 amino acids.
AUGGCCGAUCUUGAUGACUACGGCGACCUUUUCGCUAUAGACGUUGGCAUAGACAACUACGCAGAAACAGCGGCAAACGACGCACCCAAUGUCUCCCGAACCUUUCAAAGCGAGGAGGCUUUCCAAAGGAUCAAAGAGUCUUAUACGGCCAAAGUCGACACUGGGGACAACUACGAAGCCCUUUUGAAGACGGUCCCUGUUCUGCGGUCUCCGGACUCUACAUCACAAGGUGGGAACGAAUCAAAAAGAAAGCUGGGCAACAAGGAAAAGAAUCUGCUUGGCUAUGCGGUGGGAGAGAUGUAUUAUGACCGAAAGUUCUCCCAGGUCAUCGAUCUCUGUCAUCGCGUUGAAAUGGUGUGUGUGGUCGACACGAAGCUGGGCGACAGUCUGAAGAAAUGGAUUGAAAUAUGUGAAGUAAAGGCACAGAAGGAGUCUGGUGUUUGA